AUGGGUCUUUUGUCCAUUUCCGGCGCAUCCGACCGCUCGGUUCCGAAGACCACCAUAUACGUGGACAAGUCGGGUUCGGGGAAUUAUUCCUCGGUGCAAGAAGCUAUCGACUCCAUUCCGGACGAUAACAAUCAGUGGAUACAUAUCCUCAUCAAACGGGGAACCUACCGCGAAAAGGUGAAGGUCCCUAGAAAGAAACAGUACGUCUUCCUCCAUGGCGACGGUCGCGACAUGACCACCAUCGAGUACGGGGAUUCGGGGAACGCCAUCGAAGCCGCCACCUUCCAGCUUUAUGCGGAUAAUUUUGUUGCCUCAGACAUUACCUUCAAGAACAGCUACAGUGCUGCGAUAUCGAACAUACACAAUACUAGCCUUACAUGGGCCCCGGCUGCUCUACUCGUUGCAGACAAGGUGUCGUUUCACAGGUGCGGCUUUCACGGCAUUCAGGACACUCUCGGAGAUGCGCAAGGCCGACAUUACUUCGAGAAGUGCUACAUCUCAGGAGCCAUAGAUUUCAUCUGGGGCCACGGUCAGUCGGUGUAUAAGCAUUGCCUGCUGGAGACCACAGCCUCCACCAUUGGCCAGGAUGGUUAUAUCACGGCACAAGGCCGACAAGGAGCGGACGAUCCAAGUGCAUUUGUGUUCAUUCGAUGCUGGGUGAAGGGAGAAGGCCACACCUAUCUCGGGAGAGCAUAUCGGCGGUACUCAAGAGUCCUAUUUUACCAUACGAGAAUGACUGACGUCGUUGUGCCUGCGGGUUGGUCCUCCUGGAACUACCGAGGCCAUGAGGAGGACAUCACAUUCGCCGAAGUCAGAUGCACGGGAGAGGGCGCCAGCAAAUCCGGGCGUGUGAAGUGGAUGAAAGACCUGCCAUCUCAGGAAGUACAGUACUUCCUCUCAAACGACUUCAUUAGCCAGGAUGGCUGGUUGAAGAACCAACCUCGAUACAUAGAGAUCCAAACACCUCGUUACUGA
Eucalyptus grandis is the source of this 975-nucleotide messenger RNA. RefSeq names its product probable pectinesterase 55. The coding region runs from base 1 to 975 and encodes 324 amino acids. The record is from RefSeq and is a predicted model, not a curated record. Lineage: Eukaryota; Viridiplantae; Streptophyta; Magnoliopsida; Myrtales; Myrtaceae. Gene Ontology annotation, molecular function: pectinesterase activity. Gene Ontology annotation, biological process: cell wall modification. The transcript is spliced from 5 exons.